AUGCGCAUCCGAUUCAAUGAGGACGAGGUGUACAAACAGCAAACUAUCCAGACUCUGUGUGCGACUCAUUUUUCUGUAGGUGUUCGUCUAUGCUUGUAUUCCAAUAGACCGCUAGUUGAGGCUUGUAAUGCGCGCCUGAUUCACUUGUUUCUGGAACAACCAAGAUGGAAUUUAGAGGUGGAAGAGGAAAUUACCCGCCUCGCAUCUUGUAUGUUGCAGUCCCACGACACUUCAAAAUCGGAUUUGUUACAGUUCUGCGAAGAAACACUGUAUCCGUCGAUCCAAGACCUACCGGCCUUGCGCCUAUUAUUCAGUCUAAUAGCGGCUGCCGACGCCUGUUCGAAUCAGACCUGUCUGCUUGACGAAAUUCCUGUGGACACACAUCAAUCGAUAUUGACUCUGUUUACCUCCUGUCCCAACUGCACUCGUCUUGCGGAGCAAAUUGGAUAUGCGCGUUUUAUCCAGUUAUUAAAAUCACCCUUCUCACAGGAAACGAAUGGUUGGCGACAUCACGAGUUAUCAGUCUAUUUGAUCACAGAACAGAUGGCUGGGACAGUUGCCAAGAUGCUGUCUCUUUUCCCCGCGACCAUUGAAUCUCGACUAUCUCCCGGUGACCUUUAUGCUAUGUACAGUUUGAAUACCCUUCAAAGUGAAUCUUCUUUCCGGCAAUUUCAAGACAAGUCUUCCACGCUUCGUCCUUUGUUGCAGAACAUUUGUCUCCCAAUGGAUGUGGAUUCGUUUGAGCGCUUACGAAAUUGGGUGUAUGAGUUCGUUUUCAACAAAAUGAGUAACCAACUGACAGUUGAACAACGACGUUGGGUUCUGGCGGAAACAGCCGAUUUUUUGAGAAGCGGAACCGAAUUGCCGCCAGAAACCGAGGAACUGCGACAGAAAGUGCUAGAACAAAUCCGAUUGAGUCUCACUCAGUUCGACUCCGUCGUGCGUCAUCUAUCAUUCGUUCCGUUUCCACGCAAAUCUGCUCCUGAAAAGCAAACUGAACCUGAUCGGCCUUCGCCCUCUGGGUUUUACGCUCAAUUUCUCAUCCUCACACCUGGACUGGAGUCACAAGCCAUCGAUCUUUUGGAACAACUAAUUGAGACGGUCUCCUCCUCGGAUCAAUUUGAAACAGACGGGGGGAACAUUGUGAACGACAAGAUGGAGUGGUUCGCCAAUUAUCUCCCCUUGUGCCUCCAUGUCCUACAGCUCUCCUCUUGUGUAAGCGAUUAUCAAAAGAGCAUCGUAAACCAGGGAUUUUUAUGCACUCCGUUGAGUCUUUCGUUCCAACCAAUGAGUGUAGUUCACGUCCGAUUUGUGUCCAAGUAG
This is a messenger RNA of Opisthorchis viverrini, 1323 nucleotides long. RefSeq lists its product as hypothetical. Bases 1 to 1323 code for a protein of 440 amino acids. The transcript is spliced from 3 exons. NCBI's taxonomy places the organism in Eukaryota, Metazoa, Platyhelminthes, Trematoda, Opisthorchiida, Opisthorchiidae. The record is from RefSeq and is a predicted model, not a curated record.